Messenger RNA from Oncorhynchus masou masou (cherry salmon), 1061 nucleotides. RefSeq lists its product as uncharacterized. The coding region runs from base 174 to 836 and encodes 220 amino acids. NCBI's taxonomy places the organism in Eukaryota, Metazoa, Chordata, Actinopteri, Salmoniformes, Salmonidae. The record is from RefSeq and is a predicted model, not a curated record. The transcript is spliced from 7 exons.
UUGUACUGUAAUUAUGAAACGGUUAAAUUUUUAAUUGAAAUGCACUGCAGAUAUGAGUGAAAUUGUGUAAAGUAACUCCAUCACACUGUAUAAAGCUAUGAUAAAUUUUUUGAUAUUUUUACUGAAAACAAGACAAAAAUACCAAGUAAUUUUUUGCAGUGUGACUCCAUUAAAUGUGUGUGUGUAGAUUAAACAUGAACUGGCCAAAACGGACAUGGCAGCAGGUCAAAAUCAAAUACAAGAACAUUCUGCAGAAUGCAGUGAAAAAGAAUACCCACAGACAAGGCACGGGUGGUGGGUCACCAAAGGCUGACCUUACCCCAGCAGAGGACAUGGCCUUGGAGCUAAAUAAAGGCAGGCCCGUCUUAGAGGGGAUCCCUGGGGGGAAAGAGACGAGCAUAGGUUCCUCCCAAGAUGCCACCCGCUUCAUUCAAGUGUCUGGCAGCACUGUGUUCCUGUUAGAGCCACCAGCACAAGCACCAGACGAUGCUGAUCCAGGUGAAGGCCCCAGUGCAGCAGCAACAGCACAUGCUGGAGACGAUGAUGAGGAGGAGACCAUCUCUCUGGAUUCCAGAAGGCAUGAGGACCCAGAUGCUAUACAGUGGGAAAACCAGCCUGGCAACAUAAGCUCACAAGCUAUCAGAAAGUUGUAUGGCAACCACCUCCGGCGCCAAAUAGAACUGGCAGACAUAGACAUUCAGUACAAGAAGAAAAAGAUGGAAAAUCUUGCACUGGAGUCCGAAAUAAAAAAGAGGACAAUUAGGAAACUGGACCUUGAAAUAAAAAAACUUGAGAGGGAGCUCCAAGAAGAUGACACAGCUCAAAAUAAAAAUUAGGUAUAUUCUCGUAAAGUCAAGUGAGCCAUGACAUAUGAGCUCUUAUUGUGAGCACACAGGACGGUGGCAUCUUUCUAAGGUUUUUUUUAUUUUCCCAGCAAUCAGUACAACCAAGUCAUCGUUAUAAGGCAUCGCCCUCUUUUGCCCACCCCCCCAGCACCAGGUGUGGCCACUAGCCUAUAUGAAGGCCCAAAAUUGUGUGUUCCUUUCUGCUCUGACAAUGGC